CACAUGGCUGCCAGGACCGGAUAUCUAUUGGCCUAAAUGCGAAGCUUUGUGUUGGAGCCGGGACACAGGAAUGUCAAAGUUUGAGAGACUCUGGCCAGAGUCCUGAUCUCUCCAGAUGGUCACAGGAUAUAAAGUGCAGCUGGGAGGCAAGCCCCAGAACCCUCCUAGAGAAGCUCUGAGGCUGCAAAAUUGCAUUAGACAAAAAGGAGGAGAUGAGGAAACUUCUGGUGCUGCUACUCCUGACCCUGGCCCUGGCAGCCUUCUGCUAUUGUGAAAGAGAUUCAAAGGACACCUUGGAAUCACACGGUGUUGAAGGUGUUAAGGUAAAAAGAGAAACGGCCAAUGCCUUUGUGAGGAGGCAGAAGAGGUCCUACCCCUAUUAUGAAAGGUACUAUGAAAUGUACAAGUCCCCAAUGGAGCUGAGGAAGGAACAGUGUGAAAACUACGCCCCCUGUGACUACCUGUCCGAUCACGUGGGGUUUCAUGCUGCAUAUCAGCGUUACUUUGGAAGAUUCUGAGGAAGAGACUGUCCCUUCCCUCACCUGGCGAGGGUCCAGUCUGUCCUCCAUAAAGACUGGGGUAGUAUGAGGAAGGGAAGGAAGGAAAAGGGAGAGGUAGAUUGGGCCCACUUCAAUUCUGCUCAGCACUGAUGAGAGCACAAUGGCAAAAUUUACCCCAUGUAUCCAUUUUCCAGUCCAAGACAGCUGAACACUAGUUGUGAUCCUUCUACCAGAGGCAUUCCCACCUGUGGCCUCCCAUAGUAUUUUGAGUUUCUUCAGAGAAAGGAAGGUGAGGAGAAUCCGUCUUAUCUGCUUGCCAUGGAAGUUCCAGAGCAAGUAUAGGAAGAAGAGAUUCUUCUGAAGAAACUCAAAAUAUGACAAAGGGAGG
Molecule: messenger RNA, 888 nt
Organism: Chrysemys picta bellii (western painted turtle)
Lineage: Eukaryota; Metazoa; Chordata; Testudines; Emydidae
Product: osteocalcin-like
Biological process (GO): response to vitamin K; osteoblast differentiation; regulation of cellular response to insulin stimulus
Cellular component (GO): extracellular region
Molecular function (GO): calcium ion binding; hydroxyapatite binding; structural constituent of bone
Source: RefSeq, a predicted model, not a curated record